This is a messenger RNA of Pipistrellus kuhlii (Kuhl's pipistrelle), 1060 nucleotides long. RefSeq names its product NSE1 homolog, SMC5-SMC6 complex component (gene NSMCE1). The record is from RefSeq and is a predicted model, not a curated record. Gene Ontology annotation, biological process: DNA damage tolerance; double-strand break repair via homologous recombination. Gene Ontology annotation, molecular function: ubiquitin-protein transferase activity. Gene Ontology annotation, cellular component: nucleus; Smc5-Smc6 complex. The transcript has 8 exons. The coding region runs from base 146 to 946 and encodes 266 amino acids. Lineage: Eukaryota; Metazoa; Chordata; Mammalia; Chiroptera; Vespertilionidae.
UCCCAGUGGGCGGGGCGAGUUUGCGUACCCACCAAUGGGAGCGCCGCAUUUGCGUUCGCUCCGCCCGGAAGGUGGGCCGAGCCGCUUUCCUGCGAGCGCUGCCGGCUGAGCGACCCGCGCUUCGUGCUGCGGAGGCUCCGUCACCAUGCAGGGUAGCUCGAGAAGGACGGGCACCAUGACCGAUGUCCACCGGCGGUUCCUCCAGCUGCUGAUGACUCACGGCGUGCUGGAGGAGUGGGAGGUUAAGCGCCUGCAGAAGCACUGCUAUAAGGUCCACGACUCCAACGCUCCUGUGGAGAAGUUGGAGGACUUCAUCCACAACAUUAACAGUGUCUUGGAGUCCUUGUAUAUUGAGAUAAAGAAAGGAGUCUCUGAAGAUGACGGGAGGCCCAUUUAUGCCCUGGUGAAUCUUGCAACAACUGCAGUCUCCAAAAUGGCCUCAGACUUUGCAGAGAACGAACUGGAUUUGUUCAGAAAGGCUUUGGAACUGAUUAUUGACUCAGAAACUGGCUUCGCCUCUUCCACAAAUAUUUUGAAUGUGGUUGAUCAACUUAAAGGCAAGAAGAUGCGGAAGAAGGAAGCUGAGCAGGUGCUGCAGAAGUUCGUACAGAACAAGUGGCUGAUUGAGAAGGAAGGCGAGUUCACCCUGCACACCCGGGCCAUCCUGGAGAUGGAGCAGCACAUCCGGGAGACGUACCCUGACGCCGUGAAGAUCUGCAACAUCUGCCACGGCCUCCUCAUCCAGGGUCAGAGCUGCGAGACCUGUGGGAUCAGGAUGCACUUACCUUGUGUGGCCAAGUACUUCCAGUCCAAUUCCGAGCCGCGCUGCCCCAACUGCAACGACUACUGGCCCCACGAGAUACCAGAAGUCUUCGACCCCGAGAAGGAGACGGGGGCUGCACUCUCCAAGCCAAACAGAAAGUCUCUGCGGCCCAGGCCGCACUAGCGGCGUGCUGCAGGCCCGGCUGGAAGACCCCGUGCCUCGAGGCUCACAUGAGUCACCUCCUCGGAGCUUCAUUUUCCCUCAUUAGUCGGUUUGAAAUAAAACGUCCUGUCACCG